UCAGCCUCCAGCCAUGGCGGACGCGCCGCCAGAAGUCCUCGAGCUGAACGUAGGCGGCGUGCACUAUGCCACUACACGCGACACGCUGUUGCGCGAGCCGGACUCGCUACCCGCUGCCGCGCUCCGCGAUCCGGAUCAUCCCCGCGACGCGCGCGGUCGCAUUUUCUUUGAUCGCGACGGCGUCCUCUUCCGCUACGUACUUGACUACCUUCGAGAUGGUGGCCUCGUCUUGCCGGAAUGCUUUCGCGAGCAUAAACGCCUGUCGCGUGAAGCCAAACACUAUAGGUUAGUGGGUCUGGAACAUGCAGUACGGGAAGCUGAUCCGCGACCGCCAAACCGGGAACGUGGCUGUAUAACCGUUGGCUAUCGCGGUAGCUUUGCCUUCGGCCGUGAUGGCCUUGCCGAUGUCAAAUUCCGCAAGCUGUCGCGUAUUUUGGUAUGUGGAAAAGUAACACUAUGCCGGGAUGUAUUCGGUGAGACACUGAAUGAAUCCCGUGAUCCAGAUCAUGGGCUUGCGGAUAGAUACACAUCACGAUUCUUCCUUAAACAUUCUUUCAUCGAACAAGCUUUCGACAUGUUGCAAGAGCAAGGAUUUAAACUAACAGCUAGCUGCGGAAGUGGAACGGCUGGCGGCGCGGCAGAACUGAAACCUGGUGUUGAUUCCGAGGAGAACCGCUGGAAUCAUUACAAUGAGUUUGUGUUCGUACGCGAGUAAUAUCUCUAUCUAUUGUGAUACUGGAUCCCCUAACAAUAUUUGGGGCACAAUGCUUCUGUGGAUCAGCCACAAAGAUUAUAUGAAACGUUUAAAAGUAUCCACAGGUAACCAGACUAUAUAUAUAUAAACCGUUAUUACUUCCACUUAAACUAAUGUAAUGUCAUCUUUACAUUUAUAAAAUAAAACUUCUUAAAUUAAUUUUGUACUGUUAACUAUAAAAUAUUCUCAACUGUUCUACAAUACAUUGGUCUUUCAAUAAAGUACAGACAAUUACUAUAUUUAAGUAUAUCGAUCUAGAAAUAUUACAAAUUGAAAAAAAAAUUAAAGACAUGUUUACAUAGGUAAUAGAUAUGUAGAUAAAGCGAACUUAAAUGUAUUCAUGUACCGAAUAAGUAGCUAAAUGUAAUAGAGUAAAUGUAUAAACAAUAAAUGUAGAAAUUAUCUAACGUUUAGAGCUAAUCUUGUGAACUGUAAUAGACCUAUUUCUGAUGUAUCCACUAUAUUUUUUAAAUAAUUUUAUCUUACAAUGUAUAAUAAAAUUGCGUGAUGUUUUCGAAUAAAAUUUCAAGUUUCUAUGAAACUUCAAAAACGCAUAGAUUCUUGAAGUAAUUUUCUCUAUUUUCCUUAAUUUU
This is a messenger RNA of Vanessa tameamea, 1347 nucleotides long. It is a transcript of the gene Ktl, whose product is annotated as BTB/POZ domain-containing protein KCTD12. The transcript has a single exon. NCBI's taxonomy places the organism in Eukaryota, Metazoa, Arthropoda, Insecta, Lepidoptera, Nymphalidae. Gene Ontology annotation, biological process: protein homooligomerization. The coding region runs from base 14 to 715 and encodes 233 amino acids. The record is from RefSeq and is a predicted model, not a curated record.